Acanthopagrus latus (yellowfin seabream) is the source of this 6636-nucleotide messenger RNA. It is a transcript of the gene gna13b, whose product is annotated as guanine nucleotide binding protein (G protein), alpha 13b. Gene Ontology annotation, cellular component: brush border membrane; heterotrimeric G-protein complex. The transcript is spliced from 5 exons. Gene Ontology annotation, molecular function: D5 dopamine receptor binding; guanyl nucleotide binding; G-protein beta/gamma-subunit complex binding. Lineage: Eukaryota; Metazoa; Chordata; Actinopteri; Spariformes; Sparidae. Bases 48 to 1184 code for a protein of 378 amino acids. Gene Ontology annotation, biological process: Rho protein signal transduction; adenylate cyclase-activating G protein-coupled receptor signaling pathway. The record is from RefSeq and is a predicted model, not a curated record.
UGAGCUCAGCCCUCCUCGCUGUCUGUAUCGAUGAAGUUGUUUCAAAGAUGGCGGAUUUCCUGCCGUCCCGCUCCGUCUUAUCUGUAUGUUUCCCUAACUGUCUCCUCACAAGCGGCGAGGUAGAACAGUUGCGGAAAUCUAAGGAGAUAGAUAAGUGUAUUAAUCGAGAUAAGACCUAUGUGAAAAGGCUAGUAAAGAUCCUGUUACUUGGAGCAGGCGAGAGCGGCAAGUCCACUUUCCUCAAGCAGAUGCGCAUUAUCCAUGGGCAGGACUUCGAUCAGAAGGCCAAAGAAGAAUUCAGAGCCAUAAUAUUUAGUAAUGUUAUAAAAGGUAUUCGAGUGUUAGUGGAUGCUCGAGAGAAGCUACACAUCCCAUGGGGCAAACCGUCCAACCAGCAGCACGGAGACACCAUGAUGGCGUUUGACACCCGGUCGGCAAUGGCCCACGGUCACGGCAUGGUAGAACAGAAAGUUUUCCAGCACUACUUGCCAUCCAUUCGGGCCCUGUGGGCCGACGAGGGCAUCCAGAACGCAUAUGACCGCCGGCGAGAGUUCCAGCUGGGGGAGUCAGUCAAGUAUUUCCUGGACAAUUUGGAAAAGCUCGGACAGUCGGACUACCUCCCCAGCCAACAAGACAUCCUCUUAGCCAGAAAGCCAACUAAAGGCAUCCACGAGUACGACUUUGAGAUCAAGAAUGUGCCCUUCAAGAUGGUGGACGUGGGCGGUCAGCGCUCCGAGAGGCGGCGCUGGUUUGAAUGCUUUGACUCGGUCACUUCCAUCCUCUUUCUCGUCUCCUCCUCCGAAUAUGACCAGGUGCUGAUGGAGGACCGGCAGACCAACCGGCUGAGCGAGUCCCUCAACAUCUUUGAGACCAUCGUCAACAACCGGGUGUUCAGCAACGUCUCCAUCAUCCUGUUCCUGAACAAGACGGACCUGCUGGAGGAGAAGGUGAAGCAAGUUUCCAUCAAAGACUACUUCCCCGAGUUCUCGGGCGACCCCACAAGCCUGGCGGACGUCCAACGCUUCCUGGUGGAAUGCUUUCGCAAAAAGCGCCGCGAGCAGCAGCAGAAGCCACUGUACCACCACUUCACCACAGCCAUCAACACUGAGAACAUCCGGCUGGUGUUCCGCGACGUCAAGGACACCAUCCUGCACGAUAACCUCAAGCAGCUGAUGCUGCAGUAAGAGGACUGACCAGGAGGAGGAGGAGGAAUGGAUGAAUGGAUGGGUGGAGGCAAACAGCAAGUGGGUGACAAGGUGCCUUAACCCCCACCACAACCACCGCCAGCCUAUAAAGGGAUCAGCUAGUGUCCUUCCACCCAUGCAUCCUCCUUCCUUGACUUUGACCCGCUCCUCACUUUUGAACUCUGACUGUGUAUUGAAGCCACCACUACUACCGCCAUUCCCCCCACGCUUGCUCUCUGCCUUAUUGAGCUUGUUCACUUGACUCGUAACAGCCACCUUUGGCUCAGAGCCCACCCACCCUCUUACCCUUGAAACCACUGUAAAUGACCUCUAACCCCCAUUCUCUGCCCCGUCCACACUGUGCAGUGGACCUCCUUGACAUCUUUUAUGGUAUUUCCUCCCUAUAUGUCGCUCUAAUUCACAUCUACACACUGUUGUCGUCUAUGCUGCUCUGACCACUGUUGCUAGGGUGGGAGAGGGGGAGGGGCUCAUUUUGAAUUGUUAUUACUGAGUAGCUGUCAAAGCCAGCGACAUCAGUGACUGCUGCCAUGUAGUUGCCUUCCUUUUUCACCACUGCUUACGUUUUGUUUCUGGACUUACAUCUGCUCCCCACUGGCGCUUGCUGAUGACGUCACUGGGCUGGAGUGGGGAUUUCCUCUUAAGGCAGUGGAACAGGAAAGAACAGGGCUCACAUGCACACAUACACACACACACACACACACACACACACACACACACACAGAUAGGAAUUCCUGUUCCAAAGUCCACUUAAUUCUAGUUUUCUAAUCAUUUUGCUUCUCUUUCUAAUAUAUGAAUAUACUGUAUGUACCUAUGCAUUUUUCUUUAACUUAUAUUUUAGAGGGGUUUACACUUUUGUGAAUUUGUGACUGCUGAUGGGAAGGGUAUGAGAGCACAGACACAAACACACAGACCACUUGUAGAAUUAAACACCAUGCUGUAAGGCUAGCUAGCGAAGGGUUUAGAGUUACACAUUGUAUUUAGCUGUUUCUCAGGGCACACUGUCAACCACUUCUUUGCGAUUUGAAGCCAACCAGAACUUCCACAUAAGUCAGAUGACAGAUUUCAAGGUGUCUUUUCCCUGUAAAACAAAGUCUGGCCAUCUUAAACCAGGACCAUAUUUUAUCAUCGAGAUCAACAAGACCUCAUGCCCUCAUUUCCACUCAGUAUUGACAUGUGAUCUGUAUGCACAUUUCUCAUCUGGAUAAUGACCUCUGCUGAGGUCUUCAAAUAACAUAAUAUAGAUACAGAGUAAAUGUUAAAGCAACAUUAUGCAAGAUUUGGCUAUUUUUACCAGAUUUAAUGUUUUCUCUUAUCUGACCUGCUCACUCAAUCCAUGUUUUCCCCUUCUAAGCUCCCCCUUCUGAUGUCCUUCAUGGUGUUUUUCCCUCUGUUAUGAUGUCCAUAGAUGGAUUUGCUAUUUCUUCAGCCUGUGGCUUGGUUUUUAGUUUUUGUGCCCAUUUUGGCACCAUUCUCCACCAGUAUUCGCUGCUGGGUCCCUUCUGCUCUGGGCCCUAAAAAGAAUGACCUGUAUUAUCAGUAAUAGUGUUGAUGCAUUGAUAUGGUCAUCAUCACUUAAAAGCUGCAGCAGGUAAAGGGAAGCUUAUUUGAAUGACUUUAUACACUGCUGGGUAAUUUAAUGUGCAUCAUCAUGUGUUAGCCAAUUUACACUUUGUAUUAAUCAUUUCAGUUUGCAAAUGAACUAGUAACUAAAGCUGUCAGACAAAUGCAGUUGAGUAAAAUACACAAUACAAUACUUGCCACUGAAAUGUAAUGAUGUAAAAGCUGAAAAUAGCAUGAAAUGAAAAUAUUUAAGUAUAGUACAAGUAUCUCAUAUUUGUACUUGGGUACAGUACUUGACUAAAUACACUUGGUUACAUUCCAUUAAUGCCAUCAAGGAACUCCAUGAAUCACAGAGAGUUAAGGCAGAGCAGUUGGAGGACAUCAGAUGGAGAACCAGAAAUCAUUUUCUCCUUAACAUAUGAUCCGGUGUGUGAAUAGUGAAGUAAAUCAUUACUCACUUCUCGCAGAAAAUCGUACCCGCCUGCUGAAGUGACGUACCGAUGGAGCAGAGCGAGAAUGACAGGCAUCUUUCUCCUUAUUACAAGUGGAUGUAGCCUACCAUCACAAUGAUUUUACUGCUCCUUAAGUAGUUCCAUUAUGUGGCUUUAUACCAGAUGUGUCGAGCUGAAUUUUGAGAUAAUGCCCAUAAACGCAGCACAAGAUGGAACCUAAAUAACAGCAUGUGGUACCCUCAUGCAGCUUGUGUGUGGGAACUGUUGGGACAGAUGACAAUGAAGCCAAACUUCUCAUGGGCAGACUCCAGAGAAAUGAUGAAUUAGUGUUAGUGAAACUGCUUUGUAGAACUUUGAUGAAUGAUGUGGUCCAGGUUGAAAAUGGCCAAAUUCAUAUUGAAGCCCUGUGGAAGCUCACAUCUAAACCCUGUCGAAGCCAGCCAGGGAUAAAGCCAGCCUGUGUGUCACUUAAGAACUUAAGCAGUGUUCGUCGUUACAGCUUAUGUGUACAGUUCACAUGUCCUCUGAACCCCUUUUAUAAUGUCUAAUGUACCAGUAUGUAUCCCUCCACCAACCUCACUCUCCUUUCUAACCGCUGGUGUAACUUCCCACACACAUUUGUAUGUAUGACUAUGAGUGUUAUUUUUAUUUUAUUUCUAUGUUUAUUUAAAUCUAAAUGCCUGUCUUGAGGUGAUUUAGGGUCAGGCUUCCAUUACUCGUAUGCUUCCAGAUUAAUUAAACACCAAAGUCCUCCGUGUACCCCAGCAGAAAACUGGCUCCACUGGUCCAUGCUAGCAUGCUUACAGCACAUGAAGAAAUGACAGUUUGGCAUUAUGGCGUUAUUUCAAAACCAUCUAUGUAUUGUGUUGCAGAGAUAUCUACUGAAGUUAGCAUGUCACCCAGCUAGCACUGGUCCUGAAAAGCUCUUUCACCCAGUGGUCCAAAUCUCCUGUGCACAGGGUGUAAGCACCGACACUCCCUCCUGUAGGCUGGCUAGCUGCACGGCUAACUAAGCUUACAAGCUAACAGCAGCCACAGUGAUGCCUGUAGAAACAGAAUACAGUUGGCAGUCAUUAGCAGUUACUCUGGUGAUAUGCUGCCCCCACUUUGUUGGGAGUAUGAAUUCAUACAGGUGGCCAAUUCUUACAUGUUGUGCCUUUAAGAGGGCAUAGUCUUGUGUUUUCAAGAGGAACACAGACAUUCUACAUACAUUGGUGUAGCAAUAUAUUUUUUUACUUGUGUCUCUGAAGUAAGGGUUGUAUUUACUAAUGGCAGCUAAUCGCCAAAAAAAGACUGAAAAAUAGCCUGUUUUAGCUUGAAUUUGCCCCACUUACCACACAAGUGACACUCCCAGCACCCCUCAGCCUCACUCCUCAUUUACACUGGAACCCUUUAGCUUUGAAUUUUGGUUCUCUGUCUCAGUCCUAAUCAGUUGUGAUGCUGCAGCUGAAGGCAGAAAGCUGUUUGUCAUCCAGCUCAGUUUACUGUAGACCUGCGGUGUUGAUAUUUCUGCAACAGUUGGGUUCAGUUUUGAGUAAAUGUAAUGGAAACAAAUCAGACCCUCUGGGGCCCUAAUAGCUGUAGUGAGUGUAGUACUUCAUGACCCUAAGACCAACAUUAGCCUACUGUCACUGUUAGCAUGGAGCAGUGAAGUCACAUGGCUGAUUUUGAUGUGUGUGUGUGUGUGUGUUCCCACCUCUAAAAGAGGAAGAUGACCAACAGGGCGGUCUACCAGAAACUCUGAAUUCCUCAAACUGUACAGUGCCUCAGUCAGACCGUCUGCAAUCUGGAUAAAGCCGCCUGUGUGUGUGUUUGUGACAAACACAAUGCCCUGUCUGCUCAGACAGCCUGAAGCUAAAGCCCAGCAGAGAACGAUCUGUCUAGAUUCAGACUGUUGUGUCACUUCAAGUCAGAAGAAAGCCUGUUGUUGCACAGAACCAGUCACAGCAGAACUGGCCGGUACCCUGAGAUGGCCUUUGUCCAUGCUGAACAAACUUGGAUUUGAUUAUUAGAGCACAGGCGGUAUAUUGUCACACGGGGGCAUGAGCAGAUGUUUGAGCGAUGAUGUCCCACAUGCUGACAGGGGCCGCGUUUAUAAAAACUGUUAGAUUUAUACUUGAACUUCAUUUUAAGGUCUUUUUUCCGACAGUACUUAAAUUCAAUGUAUGAAUCAUGCUGAUCAUAAAAAAACUUUGCAGGUUCUAAGAAUCCUAUUUGUUAACUUUAUACACCUGUACGAUGAAUGUCAAAUCAGCUUAAAUUGACGACACAUCUGCUUUGUGAUUUCCCCUCAUACAAUGCGGCACAAACGAGGGUUUAGUCAGGAAUUACCACUGACAAAAAAAAAACUAAAAGCAAAAGUGUGCUAAAAUCCACAUCCACAAAGUAGAAUGAAAAGCCUUAUUCAGACUGCAUUACACUGCCUUUACAUCUCGCAGUCUUCACACCAUGAUCCAUGCAAACGGUGCACACUGUUGGACAGUCAGCAUUCAUGUUGUUGCUCUUAGAUAUUAACACAAAAAUUUACAGUAUUUGUGUGAUGAAUGGAAAAAAAAGAGACCUCUGACAGAAGUACAAACUCUGCCUACUUUCACACCUCCGAACACCUGACCAGUCACUGCAGAGCGUGGACGUUAAUGUCUUACUGUCUUUGGACAGGCCUGUAUUGUGUUGGCUGCAGCCACUGUGACAGCUCUGGGAGUAGCAUGUGUCCUCUGUCCUGUUGGACUGGUGACGGGUGGCACUCACUGUGUUGUUUGUGAGUCAGUGCAGUCACAUGUUCACCAUCUAUCUCGAUUUCUACUUCCUGUUUUACUCCCCGUGAACAGAAAGACUCUGCCUUUGACUUUGCCUUCUAACAUUUCUGGUUUUGUACACUGCACCCUGUGUAUUCUCUGUGAAUCUGACAUUACUUUCAUGACUGCAACAGUGUAAAUCCAGUAUUCGGAUGGACUUUCUCUGGGUGAAUAUUGAGCAUCGCUUGUAAAUACCUGUGAGAGGAAACCAGUGUCACCUUACAUAGUCUAAACUAUGCCGCAGCACUGCUCCACAGCUGUGACUUGAUGUUAUGUUGUGUUAGAAAUAAUCAUGAUGGGACUGACUAGUGAUUCUCUUAAUGCCAGUCUUUAUUUGUCUUUAAUCAAGUCAGGAAAAAAAAUCUGCAAAUGAUCUGCCAAAUAUACUGAUGUUUAGUGCCUCCUUCUCCAAGCUCUGCCUCUACUGUUCAUUCAUCGAACAAAAGUUUUUAUACUGUGUUUUAGGUUUUUUUAAUGAUGCCACACAAACAGAUUGGUGUCCUGUGAGACGAAGCAUCUCUCUUCCUGUUUUUUUUCAGAUAGACAAGCUUUCAGUGUACAGUCUAACUUAUACUGUCUUACCCUUCUACUCUCAUAAAUAAAUCCAACUGUUUUUUAAAAAGA